Messenger RNA from Hydractinia symbiolongicarpus, 2934 nucleotides. RefSeq lists its product as uncharacterized. NCBI's taxonomy places the organism in Eukaryota, Metazoa, Cnidaria, Hydrozoa, Anthoathecata, Hydractiniidae. The transcript is spliced from 4 exons. The coding region runs from base 2452 to 2910 and encodes 152 amino acids. The record is from RefSeq and is a predicted model, not a curated record.
GGGGUGCAUCACAGAAAAGAAUAUUUUUUGUAACUUCUGUCGUGAGCAAGUUUCUAGGGGAAUUUAUAAUGAUGCAAUGAACACUGCUGGAAAGUACCUACGAAGGAGUGCUUAGUUUAUUAAACAGCUUUCAAAGAUUAAAUAUUUAUUCAGAUUAAUGUUAUUGAAGGGCUCAGCCACAAUGUUUAUUAAACAAGAUGUGGAAAUAUAAGUCAUGUGUCAUGAAAAUGUUUGAAAGUCGACUUGGAUUUAGCAUUUAUAUAGUUCACAAAUAAAUUUGCUGCAAAGUAAUUUUUCACAAUUAAUAUUUAUUAAUGACGGUUGAGUGAAAGAUUAAAAAAAAUGACUACAGAGGAUAGUUAGUCAUAGAUAUCCUAUGACGCGUGAAAAAUUCUGGACGAUGGAGAUUUUAUAUAGCCCAUGCUAUAUGUAAUAAGAUAGCUCUUCAUCUCAGGAAUUAUGCUUAUUCUUAAUUAAUCUGUUGAGAACAUAUGAACCUGCUUUGUGCGAAAUCUGUAUCACACAGGGUGAAAGCGUAUUUUCUGAAAACGUGAUUGACGCGAACACAUUAGAAACACAGCUUACACCGCCUGUCAAUCUCUAGACGUCGUACCAAGUCGUUAACUUGAGUAAACGUGUAUUGUUUAUAAGGAGCCACUUUAAAAGCAAUCAAACUAAAAUUUGCAAAGAUUCUAAGCAACUUAGUAUGAACAAUAUUGUAGAUAGAAGAAACGCAUUAUUUUCUGAUAUUCUGUUUGAAAGCGCGUUAUCAGAAGAAGAAACGCAUUAUUUUCUGAGAUUCUGUUUGAAAGCGCGUUAUCAGAAAAAGAAACGCAUUGUUUUUUGAGAUGCUGUUUGAAAGCGCGUUUUCAGACUUCAUCGGCUUCACAUUGUGUAACUUCUUUGUGUGUUUUCUAAAAUAUCAUUUAUGCUAACUUUUAGAACAACCUCUUGUUGUGAUUUUAAACCCAAUAACUAAACAUACGAUAAUCGCAGAGUGAAGACGCUGAGAAGAAGCUAAGAAAGCAGUACGCAAUUUGGUACGAGGUCGAAAAGUAAUCAAACUUGUCAAAGCAAAGAUAAUCUCUUGUUUGAUUACAUUUCCACAAAGUUUGCUUUUCUGCAUGAUCUACAAACUAUUCCAGCUAGCUAACUCAAUAAGAAAAUGUAUAUAGCUGCUUUGAAACAUUAAUAAAUACAGAUGUGGUGACUCUGGAAUGUUGGCAUGGUAUUAGGCGGCUCAAAAUCUCAAAAUAAAUAAUAUCUUGAUGCUUCAACCAUCGUAACGGAUUUUCUGUUCUUUAAUUCUUAUUACGGGGUGCCUCAAAAUUUUGUAAAUUCAAUUAAAAAAAUUGUACAAAAAUUCUUCUUUUUUCACUUGCACUACUCAUGGUAUUGUCUUCAAUUUCCAGUUAUGAGAGUUCCGUUGUCUCUUUCACAAGUUUCAGCGCUAACUCAACGCCUUAUUGACUCGCCGCUUUUAAAAAAUGUGGUUCGGCCUUGUGAUUUUCAGAAUUUGCGGCUAGUAUGAGGAUAUUUUAGCCCUCGAGAGCCAUAUAUAUGGGAAAAAUUGUCUUCAACAAAAAUAUGUUUCAAACAAUAGAACAUCGAAAUCUGGAAUUUAGCAUGUAUCAUUUACCGACUUUUAUGACAUGACAUUGAAAACUGAAAUUGUAAUUAACCCCCCCCCCCCCAAAAAAAAAUUCACCAUUCAACUAUUUUUUUUCAACAUGUAUUAACUAAUUCUUUUUCUGCGACAUUGUAGUUAAAUCCUUAGAAUGCUACGAAGGUGCGGCUAGCGUUAACCCGUUUUUCAACAAACCUGUCACGUGCUUACAAAUCAAUCACUAUGUUCGUGGAAAUAUGUUAAUACAAUUUGGUUCUCUAGAUGUAAAGGUCAUGACUCAAAACUUGCGAUGACCCUUAUAAUGCAAAAUUCUACACGGCCAAUUUUUUAACAAAAAAAAAUCAAUUUUUAUUUUCAAUUUCGCAAAAAAAGUAUAUCAAUAUUUAACAACAAGUAAAUCAAGAUUGUCUCGACCAAAGCAAUAAUUUCAGCCAUAUAAGCCUAACACACACAAAAAAGCCCUCGAGGAUAAAUAACACAGUACCCUGAAUUGCAGAGGAAGAACGUAUACUUGUUAGAUUGUUUUGGUUAUUAAAAGGAGAUCUCGGCAUGUUUCAGCAACCAAAAUCAGCCAUUUACCCCAACAUUGGAAACGAACAAGCUUUCUUCUCUACGCUGAUAAAUCAAUCUAAUUAAUUAAACAAGGAAUAAAAAAGAUUCAAAUAAAAAUGAAUUUGAAUACGUAAUAGCAAAAAUACAUAACAGAUAAAUUUGAAUGUAUUUUUAAUUUUAAUUGGAAGAAACUAUCGUUUUAAUAACAGGUGUCAAAAUCUUCUUGUACACAUUUUUUUGCACCUCAGUUCGUUUUCGCAUUGAAACGAAAGAUGUUGUUAUCAUUAGUUUUAGUUUGUUGUGUUUUGUUUUCAACAGCUGAAUCAUUUGAAUGCUACGAAGGUGCGACUAGCGUUAACCCGUUCUUCAACGAACCUGUCAAACUUGUCACGUGCUUACAAACCAAUCACUGUGUUCGUGGAAAUAUACUAAUACAAUUUGGUUUUAUAGAUGUAAAGGUCAUAAUUCAAAGUUGUGUGUUUUUAAACACAACUUGCGAUGACCUUUGUAAUGCGUAUGAGCCUGAGCUUCGAAAACGAAUCCCUUCAUCGUUUAAUGCUGCAAUGAAAAGCUGUAAGCUGACGUGCUGUCAAGAAAAUAUGUGCAACGAUGCUUCAACUAGCAAGCCAGCUGCUGAAACAACAAGCAGAUCCAAUCCUACAGAAAAUGAUACUGCAACAAAGCUAUUACUGUCUUUAAUAAUUCUAUUUUUUUUGAAAACUGUAUUCUAAUUAUUUUAAUAAAUAUAUCUUUUA